CUUGCGCUUCACUCUGAUUCAUCUCUGUGGUAGGCAGCGGGCGAACAAGCGAGAGAGGGGGAGAGAGAAACAGAAGAGCGAGUGUCUCGGUUUCUUGUACAGUACACACAACUCGCUACUAACAGGAAGCUGUCCAUCAGCCAAACCUGCUGAAAAUGAUUCUCACCCUGAUCAGUUUCCUCGGAUUGCUCGUCUCCGGCAGUCAAGCUGUUCUUCAAGCCACAAUUUCACUGAGCAAAGUGGAGCUGAGUGUGGGGGAGUCCAAGUUCUUCACCUGCACUGCCAUUGGAGAGCCUGUCAGUAUUGAGUGGUUCAACCCCCAAGGGGAGCGAAUCAUGUCCUCACAACGCGUGGUGCUGCACACAGAGAGGGUUCGUUCACGACUCACCAUCUACAAUGCCAACAUUGAGGAUGCAGGCAUAUACAGGUGCCAAGUUUCUGAUGCCAGGGGCCAGACACAGGAAGCCACUGUGGUCUUGGAAAUCUACCAGAAGCUGACAUUCCAAGAAAUGAAGUCUCCGCAGGAAUUCCGGCAGGGUGAGGUGGCAGAGGUAGCAUGUAAUGUCACCAGUUCCCCUGUGCCCAUUGUCACCUGGCUCUACAAUAACAUGGAGAUCACUGCAGACAGCUUCAAGCGCUUCCAGAUUCUUCCCAACAACAACCUGCAGAUUCAGAAAGUAGCAAAGGCUGAUGAGGGAGUGUACCGCUGUGAGGCCAGAGUGGAGGCCAGGGGAGAGAUCGACUUCAGAGAUAUCUCUGUCAUUGUCAAUGUCCCUCCAGUUCUCUCCGUGCCACAGCAGUCUUUCAAUGCCACGGCAGAUUACCAAGAGUCUGUGACAUUGACCUGCAGGGCCUAUGGCUCUCCUGAACCAGAGGUCACCUGGCACAGGAGGGGUAAACAGAUUGAAGAAUCUGACCAAUAUGUUCUGAAGGGAAGAGGUACCAUGCUGACUAUCUGUAGCAUCAAGCAAGACGAUGGAGGAUCCUAUUUCUGCAAGGCAACAAACAAAGCUGGGGUGGUAGAGGAAGAGCUUGUUCUCAAAGUGUUUGUACAGCCACACAUCACUCAGCUGAACAACAUCACAGCAGUAGAGGGCAGUGCCACCAUGAUCUCCUGCACAGCAGAAGGCGAGCCAGUUCCUGAGGUGUCCUGGAGAAGGGCCAGUGAUGGCUACAGCUUUACAGAUGGAGACAAGAGCCCGGAUGGACGGAUUGAGGCACAUGGGCGCAAGGGCAAGUCCACUCUGACUAUUUCUGUAGUGAAGCUGUCAGACUGGGGGCGCUUUGACUGUGAGGCACUGAGUAGGAUUGGAGGACACCAGAAGAGCAUGUACCUGGACAUUGAGUAUGCUCCCACGUUUCUAUCUAAUUACACCAUCUACUUCUCUUGGGAAGGAAACCCCAUCAAUAUCAGUUGUGAUGUCAUAGCAAAUCCUCUGGCCUCCAUACUUUGGAAGAGGAACAAGAUGACAAUAUCAGGGGAGGGCACAGGCCACACCAGAGUAUACAAUACUGAUGGGAGAUCUCUGCUAGAGGUAACUCCAAUGUCUGAACGAGAUUUUGGUCGAUAUAACUGCACAGCCAGCAAUAAGAUAGGAAUGAGAUUCCAGGAGUUCAUCCUGGCACAGGCUGAUGUUCCAUCAAAUCCCUAUGCAGUGCGGCUGAGCUCAGUAUCUCAGAGAUGGGCCACCGUGUCCUUCAUGAAACCAGACUCUCAUGGAGGAGUACCUAUUGGACACUAUCUGGUCAAAUACAGGGAUAUCGGGUUGCAGGACUGGAGAGAUGUCAAGUCAAAUGGUGUUCAGACGAUGGUCCUGCUGACCAAUUUAGAGCCUAACACAACAUAUGAGGUCCGUGUGGCAGCUGUCAAUGGAAAAGGCCAAGGAGAGUUCAGCCGCACUGAGAGUUUUCAGACCCUGGCCAUCCGAGAACCUAGCCCCCCUUCAGUUCAUGGGCAGAGAGGAGGAGGGAAGUCCUACAGGCUCAGCCUUAUCAAGCAGGACGAUGGAGGGACGCCCAUCGUGGAGUAUAUUAUCAAGUACAGGACUAGAGAUCGAGAGGACUCAUGGAUGUUUAAGACAGUUCCCGGUGUCAGUGACCAAGUCCUUCUUCAGCAUCUGCAGUGGAACACAGAAUAUGAGGUGGAGAUCACAGCCAGGAACAUGCAGGGCCUGUCAGAGCCCACAUUUUAUGAGUUCAAAAUGCCCCAGAAGCAAGAUAUCACAGCAGACUCCCUGUUCAGUAGCCUGGGCCUGGGAGCGGUGGUGGGACUGGGCGUGGCGGCCCUGGUUCUCAUUCUGGUGGCUGUGGAUGUUAGCUGUUUCUUUCUGAAGCAGUGUGGCCUGCUCAUGUGCAUCACCAGAAAGGGCUGUGGGAAAAAGACAGCCACCAGUGGCAAAAGCAAAGACUUGGAGGAAGGGAAGGCCGCUUACCUGAAGGAUGGGUCAAAGGAGCCCAUUGUUGAGAUGAGAACAGAAGAGGAGAGAAUAACUAACCCUGAUGAUGGGAGCCAUAUUAACGAGCCCAAUGAGACCACACCACUCACAGAGCCUGAGAAGUUACCAUUAAAAGAAGAAAAUGGGAAAGAAACUCUCAAGCCAGAUGCAAUCGAGGUCAAAGUUCACAGUGACAACAGCAUCCAAACAAAGGAAGAGGACAGCAAAGCAUAAUGGGAAGUUCAUCGUCAUUUGAGAACACUAAUAGUAAGCUACCCUGUGACCAAAACCAAGAUAAAAAACAGGAUUCUCCCCCCAAAAAGGGAAAUUAUAAAUCUAAAAGAGAUGAGAACUGUCAGGGCAAUUAAGCCAUUAUGUAAAUAUGGAUGGAGAAAGACCCAACAAAUAGUUAAAUCAAUAAUAAUCUUUGGGGGAUGCCACUGGUCCAUAUUGACCACUAUUCAGUAACGUUAUUUUAAGUCCUGCUUGUUGCUUAUGUGUUUUUUUUCUUUGUCCUCUGAAAACAGUGUCUUCAAGUAAAAAAUGAGCAAGUCAGUGGAGUGCCAACACAGUUUUUUUCCCAUCAACCAGGAGCUCUCUGAGAGGGAUUUGACAUAAAGGGAGAACAAAGUCUAUGUUCAAAUAGUCGCUUUCUGUUGGGUCUUUUCAAAGACAGCUAACUAGAAAUGGUGGGAGGUAAAUGUUUGUGAGAUUUUGUUGCCUUACCUAAUAUAUGUAUAAUUUGAUUUUAAUUUCUUCUCAUCCUCAAAGCUUGCUUGAAGAAAUUUUGUCUUAAAUAAUGUUUCAUAUUUUUCCCCAUAUAUAUUUUAUGAGUCAGGGCUGUGCAACUGAAAUAUACAGUAUAGUUCUGAGUUAAUAACUUCUGUGCUUGACUAAAAGCAAGGACCUUUCUUUCAAUAUGUAAAUUCAAUCAUUUAUAUAGAAAGAGUCAAACAGAUGCAUCUGUUGUGUCCAGGGUGGAGUGCCUUUUGGGCAGUGAAUCAGAUUUUCUGAUUAAAUCAGUACAAGAUUUUGAAUUCUGUAACAUUUUUGGAAAAUCAGUGCUGCUCUCAAAGCAUAUUAGCAGUUGUCAGAUUAGUUUUAUUAGUGAAAUUAAUUUCAUAGAGCACUUAGAAAUGCAUUUUCAUAGAUGUAAAAAAUGUAUUAUAAUUAUGCAGUGUUGGUUUACUGUGAUCAAUAACUUGUUGCUUACAGUAUCUAUACCAUUAUCUCCUAUUUUUAUUAGAAGUGUUCAGUACAGUAUAUUGGACCUCUAUAAAUUUAAAACAGUAUUUUAAAAAUGUUCAUACAAGCCAGAGGAGUCAAUGUCAAAAAUUCACUUCUGAGAAACUGAAUUAUCUGAGGUGUAGGUUGUUGACAGAAUUAUGUUCUCAAUUGUAUUCUGAGGUUUUUUGUUUUAUUGACUUGUGAAUUACAUGUUUACGGAUGGGAUUUCUUAUGAUUAUUUUAUGCAUAUCUUUCUGACUUUAUUAUUUAAUCUGUUUUGUUUUUGAAAAACUUUAGAGAGGUAAUUAAUUUGGGGUGAUUUUUUCACUGAAUUUGAAAAUAACCCAGUAAAUACAAAGUAUUGCAUUGACACAAUACCUUGGCUGUAGUAUUUUAGUAUGCCUAUCACAGCUUGUGCUUUUAAUGAGUGAUAUAAGACAUGUGAGUGUCAUGUUUUCAUAUGAUUGGGGAGCUUUUGCUGAUUGUGUAAUUGCAAAAAAUUACUAACUCAUUAGGAAAGUGUAUUUAUUACAGCAUUCUCUGUCUCACUCCCUCCCUAUACAUUUAAAUGUUGUAUCCCACUUAAACAAAUAACUUAUAUUACAUUGCUUUUUAAACUCUUCAAAAGGUCAGUGGGUCUACAAAGAUUUAUGACUUGUGAUGCCUGCUCUAAUGUGAUGGUGUGCACUUGCUUAAAUAAAUCUCAGUAUUAUGUUUACUUAUCACGUUCAAAUAAGUCAAUUUAAUUUCAGUUCAGUUUCAUUUAUAUAUGUAACUUAUAAGGUGAAGAAAUUAAAGUUUCUGAUAUGGUGACUGAUUAAGAAUCUCUAGUAGGAAUGGCACCUAUGCAUAAUUUUAAUGCAGGAAAGCCAAACAGGCAAACAAAUGUAGAGACUAUGAGUUUUGACCAGUUUAGUAUAUUAACUGAGAGAUACUGUACAAGUGAGUCAUUGACAGCUACAGACUGUGAUAAAUUUUAACAGGUUAUCUGCUUGACUGGUCUAAAUUUUAAAAUUUGGAAAUUAAUUUAAAACCCAACAGUCACAUGUAAAACCUAUCUAAUUGUGGUUCUACAGGAUCCAUGCUGGCCACCCCUUGUAUAGAGACUAUACACAGUACCGUAUAUAAAUGAAAGAAUGAGCAAAAUUAAGAGUGCAAUUCCUAUGUAUUUUUGAAAGUACUAAUAAUAAUAGGCAGCAAUACUGUGGUGCUUCACAAAUAUUUACUCAUCUUAUGCACAUUAAUUCCGUGUGGUUGUAUUCUGAAUGUAAUUGAGCAGUAUGUAGCAUUUCCUGUCAUGACAUCACUCACAGAAACCGUUGAUCUUUAAUAAAGUUUAAACGUUGUGUCCAAAAUUACCAUUAUUAAGCUUUUAGUGUUCUUUCCACAUAUCUGUUAAUAACAUGGUCAUUUCUAAGACAUUCAUAGGACUCUAAACGUACAAAGUGAUCUCAUUAUUGAAAAUGAAAAUGGAAAGUGACAUAAAAAACAUAGUAAUAUAUCUGUCAUUGAUCAAUACCACGUUACUAUCCUUUAUUGAUAAAUCUAUAAGUAAAAGGGAGCUCACUACAGAUGUUUUAGUCCUUAGACCAUGCCUUAUGCUAACAAAACAAGAAUGCCUCAUUAAUUAAACUGCACAUACAGAUGCAGCCAUUUAAAAUGCGUGGGGUACUUCACGGUACAACGCAGUGGGCGUGUCGCAUCAAAAAUCAGUAUCACGCAGUAU
Messenger RNA from Lepisosteus oculatus (spotted gar), 5388 nucleotides. RefSeq names its product neural cell adhesion molecule 2. The record is from RefSeq and is a predicted model, not a curated record. Lineage: Eukaryota; Metazoa; Chordata; Actinopteri; Semionotiformes; Lepisosteidae. Gene Ontology annotation, cellular component: membrane. Gene Ontology annotation, biological process: cell adhesion. Gene Ontology annotation, molecular function: protein binding.